AUGGAGCAAGCCGAUACUGCAUUUUAUAGUGCUGGUCCUCUUGGUGAGGAUCUUUAUCAAUGGCAAGCUACGAUUAUUGGACCUAAUGAUAGCCCAUUCGCUGGUGGCGUAUUCACUCUUGCCAUUCAAUUUCCAACAGAUUAUCCAUUUAAGCCACCCAAA
This is a messenger RNA of Scutellospora calospora, 162 nucleotides long. Lineage: Eukaryota; Fungi; Glomeromycota; Glomeromycetes; Diversisporales; Gigasporaceae. The record is from the annotation of a GenBank genome assembly.